GGCUGAAUUUGGCCUUCGAGAGAGGCCCGGACCAGAGUCACGGAAAGAGCCGAGCGCCGGCGCGAAGAGCCGAAUAGAGCCGGAGACACCCGAGUAUGACCGCAGAGGGGCUGGGCCGGCCGGAAGCGAAGCCGAGAGCGGCCGGAAGAAGCCGAGCCCGUCCGAAGGGAGCGAAGCGCAGCUGGGCGUUGGGCCCGGCCGAGCCCGCGCCAUGGCGGCUGAGGGGACAGCUGUGACCGGAGGCGGGGCUGCCGGCGGCCGCCUGGCUAAGGACAGCUUGCAGCAGUCUAAGUGCCCGGACGCGGCCCCGAACCGCCGGCGUGCCUCGUCGCUGUCGCGCGACGCCGAACGCCGAGCCCACCAAUGGUGCCGGGAGUACUUGGGCGGGGCCUGGCGCCGAGUGCGGCCGGAGGAGCUGAGGGUUUGCCCAGUGAGCGGCGGCCUCAGCAACCUGCUCUUCCGCUGCUCGCUCCCGGACCACCUGCCCAGCGUUGGCGAGGAGCCCCGGGAGGUGCUGCUCCGGCUGUAUGGGGCCAUCCUGCAGGGCGUGGACUCGCUAGUGCUUGAAAGCGUGAUGUUCGCCAUCCUGGCCGAGCGGUCGCUGGGGCCGCAGCUCUACGGAGUCUUUCCAGAGGGCCGGCUGGAACAGUACAUCCCAAGCCGGCCGCUGAAAACGCGGGAGCUGCGAGAGCCGGUCUUGUCGGCAGCCAUCGCCACGAAGAUGGCCCAGUUCCAUGGCAUGGAGAUGCCUUUCACCAAAGAGCCCCACUGGCUGUUUGGGACCAUGGAGCGGUACCUAAAGCAGAUCCAGGACCUGCCCCCCACCGACCUCCCCCAGAUGAACCUGCUGGAGAUAUACAACCUGAAGGAUGAGAUGGGCAACCUCAGGAAGUUACUAGAGUCUACCCCAUCGCCAGUGGUCUUCUGCCACAACGACAUCCAGGAAGGGAACAUCUUGCUGCUCUCAGAGCCAGAAAAUGCUGACAGCCUCAUGCUGGUGGACUUCGAGUACAGCAGUUAUAACUACAGGGGCUUUGACAUUGGGAACCAUUUUUGUGAGUGGGUUUAUGAUUACACUCAUGAGGAAUGGCCUUUUUACAAAGCGAGCCCAACAGACUACCCCACUCAAGGACAGCAGCUCCACUUUAUUCGCCAUUACUUGUCAGAGGUGAAGAAAGGUGAGACCCUCUCCCAAGAGGAGCAGAAAAAGCUGGAAGAAGAUUUGCUGGUGGAGGUCAAUCGGUAUGCUCUGGCAUCCCAUUUCUUCUGGGGUCUGUGGUCCAUCCUCCAGGCAUCCAUGUCCACCAUAGAGUUUGGUUAUUUGGAGUAUGCCCAGUCUCGAUUCCAGUUCUACUUCCAGCAGAAGAGGCAGCUGACCAGCUUCCACGCCUCGUCCUGACCCCACCUUCCCACUUGGAUUUCUCCUGGAGCCUCCAGGGCAGGACCUUGGGGUGGGCAGUAGAAGGUCCUGUGGACUGGGCUGAGCCCCCAAGAAUGGCUGGGGCUGAAGAGGCCUGCCUCUCCCUGAGCUUGAGUAGGUUUCUGUGGGCAGCAGGCAGGAGCCCUUGCACUGUGUACUUAAUAAACGAGCUUCUUCCUUCA
Messenger RNA from Carlito syrichta (Philippine tarsier), 1602 nucleotides. It is a transcript of the gene CHKB, whose product is annotated as choline kinase beta. NCBI's taxonomy places the organism in Eukaryota, Metazoa, Chordata, Mammalia, Primates, Tarsiidae. Gene Ontology annotation, biological process: phosphatidylethanolamine biosynthetic process; CDP-choline pathway. The transcript is spliced from 11 exons. Gene Ontology annotation, molecular function: choline kinase activity; ethanolamine kinase activity. Gene Ontology annotation, cellular component: cytoplasm. The record is from RefSeq and is a predicted model, not a curated record. Bases 212 to 1399 code for a protein of 395 amino acids.